AUGCCUUCUAUUACUGCUUGCUUCUGUGCCACUCUAUCAACGUGGUUGGCUACUGUGCGUUCAGAUCUUCCACUCAAGCCGCGAUUUGACCCUUCAUGUGAGUAUGCUUGGCCUUGUUGUCUCGUCUCAACUCCCAACCAUCGUAUCUCACACCCCUCCGUCCUCCGCCCACCAGACCUGGCGUUGGGGUUUGUGUUGGACGAGGACUCCUUCUCAUCGCAGGGCUUCAACGCCGCCUUCCACUACGCCAGUGCGGGCUUCGACCCCGCACAGGACAACAGCCCCUCCUGGACUGUCAAGACAUUCAGCACCUGGGUCCUGCCUGAAUCCGCCUGGCCUGUCAAGAACCAACGGGGUUGCGGUGAUUGCUGGGCAUUCGCAGUGGUAGCAGCGGUGGAGGCAGCCCACAGCAUUGCGUGCAACUGGGCGCAGCCCCCCGUGUUGUCGGUGGAGCAUCUGCGCCUCGCCCUCUCCUCCAACUGCGACGGUGGCUCGCCCACCAAGGCACUGCAGUUCCUCCUCAACGCCACCGCACAGGGCAAGGGGCUGCUGGAGGACGCAGCGACUUCCCGAAGGCUGGCUUUUAAGAAAAGGGCGUUGGCGAGCACCCCAAAGUACUACGGCAUUCGAGGCAUCGAGCGCACGGGGUUCUACGGGUGGUUUGGGCUCAUGCUGGCAGUGCAGCGGCAGCCUGUCAUUGUGCACAUCGAGGCGUCCGCACCCUCCUUCCAAGACUACGAUGGGGUAAGGCACCCUCCUUCCAAGACUACGAUGGGCCAUCGACUCCAACUCUGCCGUGCAUGGCGCCGCCCUUCUGGAUCAUCCGCAACUCAUGGGGCACAGGGUGGGGCGACCAGGGCCACAUGCGCAUGGACAUUCGCAGUGGCGACGGCAUCUGCGGCAUCAACACUCUCCCGGGCCUCUUCCCCGUCGUCAGAAGCAGUGCUGAUCCGUGUGGGUCACGCUCCUUCCAGUACAGCAACCAACACUCCGGUGUGUUCAACCCGUGUGGGCGGUUCAACUGCAGCAAGAAGGGCACCAGCAAUCGCUGCAAGUGCACUGACGCCCGCUUCGCUGAAGUCAAGAACACCGAUGGCUCGUACACCUGUGCCUAUGUGGACGUGUGUGGGUCCAGCACGCGCAACCCGUGUGUGGUGGGCACGUGUGUGA
Closterium sp. Yama58-4 is the source of this 1170-nucleotide messenger RNA. NCBI's taxonomy places the organism in Eukaryota, Viridiplantae, Streptophyta, Zygnematophyceae, Desmidiales, Closteriaceae. The record is from the annotation of a GenBank genome assembly.